AGAGUGAUACCAGGGACGGGUGAACUGCAGCGCCUAUGGCAUUGGGUUGGCUUUGUAGGCGUGCUCCAAAUGUGACACGGCCAAUUGGACAGGGGAUUUCAGAUGCCCUGUCUCCCACAAGGUCUGCACUUUUGCUGCAAUCCCCGUUCAACUUGUUCAUUCAAGCUUUCUUCCUCUUCUUGCACAGAUCACGAAGAGAGCGUGUUUCAACAGAGGGCAAGGUAAAUGUUCAUCAUUUUAUGAACGCUCAGGUCUUUGUUCACGAGCAAUUGGAACAUGGUGCACGUAGGAAAUUCUUACGACAAUUUUCUACUCUGAGGUUGUGGGUUCCUCAAUUCGGUAUGAAUUAUAGUAAUUCCGACGCUUACAGGGGUGACUGCGUUGUUGAAUCUUUUAGAGUAGGCUUGCGGCGCUGUUGGAGAUCAUUGAAUACAAAUUGCUGGGCACGAGACCUAGACAAAGGAAUUGGAGCAGGACGCCCAGGAGAGGCUUCUAACAAAGUUAGGAAGCAGCCAUUAGAUCGUACCUGUCGAACUGGCUCAAGUAUUAAGCAUUUGAAAGAUCGUUGCUUUGAUGACAUUAUCGAGAAAGAUAAGCUUCUUAAGAUUGUUUUGUGUAUCAAGGACCUCCUAGGAGCUGAGCCGAGCCGAUCCAUGACUAUAUUGGACCUGGGCAAGAACAAGGAAGAUUUAGGGUUCAAGGGAAAUGGGCGUCUUGUCGCAUUCUUAAAACGUUACCCGGGUGUUUUUGUAGUUCACGAGACUGCGGGAUUUGGAAAUCUACCUUGGUUUCAGUUUACACCAGAAGCAGAAGCUGCCUUUGUAGAGGAAUUGGAAGUACGAAAAGGAAUGAGCAGCGAGGUUGUCAUAAAGCUGCAGAAGCUUCUAAUGAUGUCAAGUGAUAGGACGCUCUUAUUAUCAAAAAUUGCUCACCUUGGGCGAGAUUUAGGUCUUCCUGAUGAUUUCAGGAAAAGUUUUGUGAAUGAGUAUCCAAACUAUUUUCGCGUUGUAGGAAGUAAAUGUACUCUUGAUUCUGAAGGUCCUAAACUGGAGCUCGUUAGAUGGAGCGCUCGUCUGGCUUUUACAGAAGUUGAGUUAAAAGCUAAAGAAUCCGGACGUGAAUUAGAAGCCACUACCGAAGCCAUGAAAUAGUUCUGACUAUCAAUGGCAUGUAGAGGAAUCGAACAAAUGGGCAUUUCUGGUCAUGAAUAUGGUGGACUUGUUAACAGUGGGGUUACUCGACGAAUAGUGAAAAUGUGAAAAAUUAUGGAAGUAAUCGAUGUCUCUUUUUUUGCUCUUUUUAUCAUGUGAAGUAGCUUCGAACUCAGUUAUGCAGCUGACAUGACGAAGGUGGUUGUCA
This is a messenger RNA of Physcomitrium patens, 1359 nucleotides long. RefSeq names its product protein WHAT'S THIS FACTOR 1 homolog, chloroplastic. Lineage: Eukaryota; Viridiplantae; Streptophyta; Bryopsida; Funariales; Funariaceae. The record is from RefSeq and is a predicted model, not a curated record. Gene Ontology annotation, molecular function: RNA binding.